GACAAAAAGGAAAUUAAAUAAAAAAAAGGAAAAAAAGAAAAGAAAAGAAAGCAAAAGCAGCACAUAAAAACCAUCAUUCGACCCCAUCACACAACCAAAAACUCAAGCUCCUCCAUUUUCACACGCCCUUCAGAGUAAACAUUCCAACCGGACUUCCUCCCCCUUCCUUCACAGAACACCCUAAAGCUCUGAUCUUUUAUUCCCUAAACCUAAAUUCCAACCAAAAAUCAACUGCAUUUUACAAUGGAGAAUGUUUUUGUUGCCGUUAACUGCGAGCUUAAAGCUUGUGGGAUAGUGUAGAAUUCUCUCUCUGUGUGUGUUUUCAGCUAGAACUGGGAAAAAGAAGAGUCUUUUUCCUCUUUCUUUCUUUCAUUCUUCUUCUACUCUCUCUCUCUCUCUCUCUCUAGAAUGGCCUGCGAGCGCGUGAUAGCUGAGAGCUUGGAUCCAGAGAGGAAAAGGAGUGGUGGGUUGAGAACAAAACAAGCUGGGCGCGGCUCUUGCAGAGGAAGUUAGGCUGACAAAGAGAGAUUGAAGAAACUGCCCUUUUUCACACCCUUCUGUGAGGAAUUUUCACAAACACCUUGCGUGCUCGCACACUUCCUCAACAUUCAUUUGGUGAUAUCUCCAUCUACACACACGCACACUUAAAAGAAAAGGAAAAAAAAAAAAGACUUUCUGCACAUUUAUUCGGUGCAUGCUGCUACUGCUCCAUUAAAAUUUAAAGUAGCAGCGAUGGGGUAUUUGUUGAAAGAGGGUUUGAAGACUCUUUGUGGGGUUAAUCAGUGGUCUUAUGCUGUUUUCUGGAAGAUUGGCUGCCAAAAUCCCAAGCUUUUGAUUUGGGAAGAAUGUUACUACGAGGCUGCAACGUGUCCGGGGCUACCGGGAAAGGAGAAUGCAGAUGCCAGUCUUCACGACUACAACUCAUCUUGGAUCUCAGCAGAAGCAGGGGACAAGGUGCAUUUGCUCGUGAACAAGAUGAUGAUGGACAGCCAUGUUAAUAUUGUGGGAGAAGGGUUAGUUGGAAGGGUUGCAUUUACGGGUAACCAUCAGUGGAUCCUAUCUGAGAAUUACUGCGGCGACUCUUACCCACCAGAGGUUGUGAAAGAGGUGUGCCAGCAGUUUUCAGCUGGUAUGCAGACAGUGGCAGUUGUUCCUGUUCUUCCCCAUGGCGUCGUGCAGUUUGGUUCGUCCAUGGCAAUAAUGGAGAAUUUGGGGUUUAUCAAUGAUGUAACAUCAUUAAUACUUCAGCUAGGAUAUGUAUCUGGUGCACUACUGUCACCAAAUUAUGAAGCAAAAGAGCAACAUGCUCCAAGAAUUGGGGUUCCAGUGGGGAAUUUCACUUCUGGAGGCUUGUCUCUCGAGCCAAACACUUGCUCGUUCGACUCUUUUAACUACGUAGGGAACCCGAACCAGUUCUCCCUGGCUGGACAAAUCCAAAACGAGCUCAAGUCAAGUGGCUCGGCACAUGAAGCCUCAAACUCGAACCAUGAUGGAAUCAGGCACCAAAGCUACAAAUUCACAAAUGGUGGUGUGGCAAAAGCUGAGGUUAUCAUCCCCUCGAAUUCUGAGAUGUGGAAGGACCAAAAUACCCCUCUGCAUGCGCCUAGGUCUGCUUUAGGUCUACCUUCGAGCAGUUCACCUACUUUCAGCCACGGCACAGUAAGAGGCGCAGAGCAGAGAACGGUGUCCACCACUGGCAGUCAGGGCCAUUUUACCGCCCCCAACGAUGUCAUGCAUUCACUGGUUGCGAAUUCUGGCUCGAUUUACUGCUCUGAUGGUUCUAUUAUUCACUCAUCAUUAGGAGUAAAUGGCGCGAUGAGCAGCAGUAAACCAGUAUCAGCCGAUGCCAGCCUGCCUAAAAACGAAAAGCUUCUUCAUAAAGUGGAGCCUGCAAACUCUAACUCAGUUGACUGUUUCACAUCUAAUUCUUCACUCGCUUAUAGCUUCGACAGCAAACUUCACCACAUCGAGCAAAGUCAGUUGAACGACUGCAAGGAAGGGAUGGGGUGGCAUCCACAUCAAGGCCGUGAUUUGCCUCUGCCUCAAUUUGUUGAGCAUCUAAACAUGGCUGAGCUUAUUCCUGGAGGUCAAAUUCCUUAUGUAAACAACUCCAGUUAUGAUGAUGUAUGCGUCCAACCUGAAUCGGGAGAUGACUUGUUCGAUGUUUUGGGGGCUGAUUUCAAGAAUAAACUUUUUAACAGUUGCUGGAAUAGUUGUUUAAGUGAUCAAUCAGCCCCAAACUGGGAUAAUAAAAGUGAUCUGCCGCCUAAGAAGAGCCUUGCUUCUUCAGAAGCAUAUUCUGCUAGCCAAGGAAACUCAGAAAGUGGGAUUUUCCCAUCCGACCAUCUCUUGGAGGCCGUGGUUUCUAAGGUUCGACCUUGCAGUAAGCAGAGCAUGGACGACAGUGUUUCCUGCAGAACGACGUUAACAAAUAUGAGUAGCGCCUCCACGCCCAACAGUUCACUUCCUUAUGGCCGAUUUGGGGUUUCUGAACAAUUGAAGGGAGAGUUGUUUGGUGUCCCUAAAUAUCUGGCAAAGGUAGGGGCAAUGAGUUCUUGCUCGUUGAGAAAUGGGUCCUCCAAGGAAGAAUCGAGAUCCUAUUCCCAAGGAAGCUCCAUUUACGGGUCACAGAUAAGCUCAUGGAUGGAGAAGGAUCAAAAACCAAAGCCAAGUAACAGUGUGUCUACUGGACACUCUAAGAAACCAGAUGAAACGGGCAAAACAAACCGCAAGCGCCUUAAACCGGGAGAAAGCCCGAGGCCUAGACCAAAAGAUCGCCAAAUGAUCCAGGAUCGCGUCAAGGAGCUUAGGGAGAUUGUGCCAAAUGGGGCGAAGUGUAGCAUUGAUGCUCUGCUCGAACGUACCAUCAAACACAUGCUUUUCUUGCAAAGUGUCACGAAACAUGCAGACAAGCUAAAGCAAACCGGAGAGUCUAAGAUUAUUAGCAAGGAUGGAGGUUUGCUUUUGAAAGACAACUUUGAAGGAGGAGCUACAUGGGCAUACGAAGUAGGUUCACAAUCUAUGGUCUGUCCGAUCAUAGUUGAGGAUCUUAAUCAGCCUCAUCAAAUGCUAGUUGAGAUGCUCUGUGAGGAAAGAGGUCUGUUUCUAGAAAUAGCAGACAUAAUCAGAGGACUGGGCCUAACCAUCCUAAAGGGAGUCAUGGAGACACGGAAUGACAAGAUAUGGGCACGGUUUGCUGUAGAGGCAAAUAGGGAUGUGACGAGGAUGGAAAUCUUCAUCUCAUUAGUCCGUCUCUUGGAGCAGAGCUCAAAAGGCAGCAAUCCUCAACAGAAUAAUGGCAUCAGCAACGACAACAACCUAAUGCCUCAACAGUUCCACCAUGCCGCCCCAGUUCCCUUGACUGCUAGAUCCCGUAGCUUACAGUGACGGUCUGAAACCUGGUCUGAAUGUGUUAAGAGCGAGCAGACGAAACCCGAAGCUUCGCCAUGACCAACACGUUCCCAAAGAAAACCUCAGAAGCAAUCAAGCAAGCUGUGAUGGCAGCUGACAGCUGACACCUCCAAGACUAAAUCUGUAGGUAAUGAUGCUCCAAAAGAACAAACUACUCGUAGCGCUAUAGUGUAUACAAAGAUGGAGAUAGUUUGGGAUAUAUGCAGUCGCGUAUUUUAGACUUCGAUAAGGCUUGCAGAUAGUUAAGUUAGUUGGAUGGGUGAGGGGAAAAAGAUGAAACUGGUUAGUUGAUUAGUGUAAAUUGAUAUUUAAGCAUGGGAUUGUGAUUGGGGACAAGGUGUGGAUUCAUGUUUAUUUUUUUCCUUGUAUCUUUUUUCCAGUUUAUGUCAGAAUUGUGGAUUCAUUUGCUUACAAAAUUAUGUCUAGUUUUAACCUAGCCUCUAAACUGCUGCAUGGUGGUGAUAUUCUCUGCCGCACGCGGUAGAGCGCCCUUGCCCAGUUUCGGAGUAGCUUAGGAGUUCCAUUUCCACUAAUGCAUUCUAAAUUUAGCAUGUCA
Salvia miltiorrhiza (redroot sage) is the source of this 3967-nucleotide messenger RNA. Its product is annotated as transcription factor LHW-like. The transcript is spliced from 10 exons. The record is from RefSeq and is a predicted model, not a curated record. The coding region runs from base 733 to 3387 and encodes 884 amino acids. Gene Ontology annotation, biological process: regulation of DNA-templated transcription. NCBI's taxonomy places the organism in Eukaryota, Viridiplantae, Streptophyta, Magnoliopsida, Lamiales, Lamiaceae. Gene Ontology annotation, molecular function: DNA-binding transcription factor activity; protein dimerization activity.